Messenger RNA from Trichomonas vaginalis G3, 975 nucleotides. Its product is annotated as protein of unknown function (DUF3447). The coding region runs from base 1 to 975 and encodes 324 amino acids. NCBI's taxonomy places the organism in Eukaryota, Parabasalia, Trichomonadida, Trichomonadidae. Gene Ontology annotation, molecular function: protein binding. The transcript has a single exon. The record is from RefSeq and is a predicted model, not a curated record.
AUGUCCAAUCAAGACUUUCAUGAUGACACUUACGUUGAAUUGAGAAGUAUCUACAAAUACCACAUUGAUUCGUAUAUUACAUUGUAUCAGUUAAAAACGGAAAAAGAAGAAGAAUUAAGAGAGAUUUAUAAGAUGAUCAAAACAGAACUGAUUGAUUCAAAGAAAUAUCGCCCAGAAUAUAUUGUAAAGGAAAUUUUGUGCAUUAUUCCGUUUAAUAACCGCUAUUCAAACUCAUACUUAAAACUUGCAAAAUUCAUUUUCGAUGAUUAUCAUGUAAUAAGGGUAACAGAUCUUCAAACUAUUCCUAACUACUUGUUUUAUAAAGAAUAUGGAAUUAAAUUAGACAGAACUCGUGGUUUUGGAGAAAUUGAAUUAGAAGAUUUCGAUAUUCAUUCAGGAAAUACAAUUUACAGAACAAUUAUGUAUAACAACAAAGAAAAAUUCAUUGUAUUUACGGAAAGCGAAGAAUUUGAUGAAGAUCAAAAACUUGUCAGUAGUUUAUAUCCAUAUUCUAAAAAAGGAUAUUCAUUACUUGAAUUAUGUUGCUACCAUGGAGCAGUUGAUUGUUUCAAGUUAUUAAGAACGAAAUUUGACUCAGAAAUAACUAAAAAAUGUCUAAGGUUAUCAUUUUUAGGAAGAAAUCCAGAGAUCAUGAGUGAAUGUUUGAAACAUCAAAACCCAGACAAAAAAUGCAUGAUUUAUGCAAUUAUUUCACACAACAUUGAUUUUGUUACAUUUUUGAUGAAUGAAUAUAAUAUAGAAAUUGAUAUAAAAUCUUUCCUGAUUUAUAAUAAUCUUGAUUCAUUUCUAGUUUAUUUCGAUCAAACAACUGAUAUUAACCAAUGUUUCGUUUAUUCAACAAUGUUUAAUAUUUCAUCAAUUUGGGAAAAUUUCCUUUCACAUGGAGCGAAUAUUAAUGCAAAAGACAAAUAUGGCGAAACAGCACUUCAUUAUGCAGCAUUAAAUAAUAAUUAA